AUGGCCCAUGUGGCCUCGGCUGCAAUAGAUUCCGAUCUGCUCAUAGCAACCAUUGAUGAAUUCUAUACAACCACUAAUGAGCAGAGGAGGCAUGAUAUCGAUAAAAUUUUAUGUAGAUUCAAGAGUGGUACGGUUGAGUUGUUACAAAUCAUAUUGUUGUUUUUAAAAAUUACUUUAGAGUAUGAAUGUGUCCAAACUGUGGGUGCAUGUAUGAGAAUCAUCAAUCAGGAAAAAUGUUCACCGAAUGUUAGAUACUUCGGAGCGGUGGCCCUCUACGAUGUGAUCAAAGUUCGAAGCGAAGAAUGUGUUGUCAAUCAGACACUGCAAAUGAGUGUUAAAACGUUUCUUAUCGACAGUCUCACAUCUGGAGCCUACGUCCAAUCGACAUCGAUUCUUAAUAAACUCUCCGCUGCACUCGCCCUCUUCUCGCUUUACUGUAUUCCGGAAGUAUGGAUGACUCCGGUUGAAGAUCUCACGCAAUUGCUAGCAACAACUCCUGAAAUCCUAUUAAAAGUACUCUCUGAUAUGGCUGCAGAAUUCGCUCAUGUCGUCAUGCCACUCGCCCAACGUAGUAGGUUAAAAGCAGAGCUGCACAAGUUCUCCGAGAAUAUUAUUCAAAUAUUGGCUGUCGUACUUCGAGGAGGAGACACAUCAUCGAUCACCAAGCAAGCCGCCGUUGAAUGUGUUGAGCAAUGGCUCCGACUUCCAGGAAUUUGUUUAGAUGCUUGGACACAAGUGCUAUCGGAUGUUCUGGGCGCCGUAGUUCAGGACUGCACUGCUUUAGCAAGCAUUCUUGAUAUAAUUGCUGAAAAUGAUGAAUUUCAUCGUCAUUCCAUGCUCAUCAUUAACAUUUGCCAGUACAUUUGUGUGAAUGUUUCGCAAAAAAUUGAAGACGAACUUCGCGAGGAUGCGACCAGUGAAGAAAUCACAGCUCUAGUGGCAGCCACGUGUCUUGUUGCUGAGAAGUCGAUACCUACUUUAGUGGAGUGUGCUGUCCAAGGAGGAAAUUCUGAACUUGUGAUCCAGAUGUCUCGAGUAAUGCAAGUUCUGGCAAAUUUACAAGGACAGUAUCCACUUGAUGAAAUGGUAUCCGAUCUUCCUUCAAGUUAUUUUAUUUCCCUGAGAUGUGAGGUAAUGCAAACAUCAAGUUCUGGUAGCACUAUCAACGAUCAAUUACGAAACGAAUUUUCCCAAAUUUAUGCGGAGAUUCUGGAUGUUGCAAUUAGGAAACUGAGGUAUCCAUCGAUGGAGAUAUGGUUGUCAUGGUCAUUGUAUGAUAGAGAAAUAUUCGACGCAUAUCGGAAGACGAGAAGCGACGCAUCCUACGACUCUUACAAUUUUUCUGCUAUAGACACACUCAAUUACUUGAAUCAGAAACUGGAAGAAGCAACGAAUAAUGGAGAUGUGAAUACAAGUGAAGCGUGUCUAUUUCAAUGGGAAUGUGUUGCCAAUUAUCUUGGUGAAUCAGACUACACUCCAAUUUUGAAGUGCCUUGAACUUUGUGCAUCUUCUAGUUUCUCUGCGUCGACGUCUUCUCCUACACUCGGUUUAGAUUCCGAUCGUCGUGGAGGCACCCUGAUGGGAGUUCUUUAUGCGCUAUCAUAUCUAAUUCAAGAGCACGAACAAGCGAAAGAGUUAGAGUGUGCAUUAAUUCCAGUUAUUCUUUCUUAUGUGUCACCAAAUGUUCCGAGUGUCAGGCAAGCUAUCGAGACGCUUCAGAAAUUCACAGAAGAUCGAUCUGAAAGCUUAGAUAUUGUUGGCGAUCAAGUUUCUACAAGAUGCUACGAAUUUUUCAAUGCUCCAUCGGCUAGUGAUUCCGAUCGACUGGCAGCCCUUAAAUGCAUCGGAUAUGUUCUAUCCAGAAAACCACCAUCAGAAACAAUGAAAAUAAUUGGACAGAUUCUAAGUUACCAAAACAUUAAUGAAGCGGGAAUCGACGAGAAGAUUCGUCAUAGGAGAUACGCAUUCCAAAUUAAUAUAUUUUCCACGCUGUUCGCGAGUCUCUCUAGUAGAAAAGAAAUAGAAUCCACUGAAGAAGAACCAACAAUUGUCCAAUUACUGAAAGAGGCGAUUCCAGUCUUCGAAGCAUUGUGCUGUGGUGAUGAAAAUGGAUUGAAUAAAAAGAAUAGCGGAAGUCUAAUUCAAGAAGUUUGCAAAGCAGUUCGAUCGGCACUCACAUCUCUUCCCGAACGCUACAUUGCCUCGUUCUUUCCAUUUGUUGUCUCUCUGGUAAACACGGCAUUGUUCGUUUCGGAAUCAGUUGUGGCAGCCUGUGGUCUUGCCAAGUCUACUGUUUUGCAAUGUGGGUCUCUGGUUGGUGCUGAUAUGGCGAAUGCAUUUUCCCAUUGGGUCAAAACAGCGGAACAACAUAUGGAAUCAUCACAAUUAGAUGAAUACCUCCAGUUGAUUCAUCAAGUCGUGAAAAAGAAUUGGAAGAUGAUUCGGAAGUUUGAAGACCCAUCAAUGUUUGCAUUCCUCUCAGCUACCAAAAUUUGUAGUUUUAUAAUUAUCAACUCUUCCGUCCCCACCGAAGUUCGAAGUGCUUCUCAGGUUCUCGCUGCCCUUUCGACUUAUGCCACUUCUCACGAUGACGCUGCAAUGAAAACAGUGUUUGCAGAGAACGGACCCACUUUACUUCGAGCUGUGUUCGGAAGGAUUCAGGGUGAAUUGAUGAGACCAACCGUGGAAGCAUUGGCGGAUAUCCUUUAUUUUUACUUCAAGGAGUUUACCACUGAAACUCGAGCUCUCAUCAGUGCGGAACCAUACGGAUCGUCUGCUCUGAUCACAGCAAUGUUCCGAGAAAUUGGUAACCUGCGUAAUUUCAAGCAACAAACAAUUCGAUUCAACUUGGCAGCCGUUCGUGAUCCAGGAUCAAUCUAG
Messenger RNA from Caenorhabditis briggsae, 2880 nucleotides. The transcript is spliced from 13 exons. Gene Ontology annotation, biological process: protein import into nucleus. Lineage: Eukaryota; Metazoa; Nematoda; Chromadorea; Rhabditida; Rhabditidae. Bases 1 to 2880 code for a protein of 959 amino acids. Gene Ontology annotation, cellular component: nuclear membrane; cytoplasm. The record is from RefSeq and is a predicted model, not a curated record.